Closterium sp. NIES-65 is the source of this 3522-nucleotide messenger RNA. NCBI's taxonomy places the organism in Eukaryota, Viridiplantae, Streptophyta, Zygnematophyceae, Desmidiales, Closteriaceae. The record is from the annotation of a GenBank genome assembly.
AUGCCUCUUAGUCAUCGAUACCAACGACCUGUGCUACUCAUCUCGUACCCUACCAGAGCAGCUUCUCUUCGUGUGCACUCGUCAGAUCGUGAUGUUCAUCACCCCGAGGCCAACUCGUACAACCACAUCGACGCUGCCAUAUGCGGCGAGCUGAAAGACGAUGCCUGUAAGAAGGCAUGCAAUGAUUUGCUCAAGGGAUCAGAUGUCUCCCAGCGAGUCAUUUACCCUGACGAAGAGCAGUUCAAGGCGGCCGUUGUGGUUCAUCUCGCUCUGGAGCCCGAAGACUUCGGGAAGUUUAACGACUACUGGAAGAAGGGCGAGUGGGCGAAGAGUUAUGACUUGUUUGUGACUCCUGUGUUUUUAAUUUCAGAGGAGUUUGGCCUGCCGUGGCAUGUUGACGAGAACAAGCCGUUCUGUAGCGAGGCGUUCUUAGCUGCUGCAAGCAAGUGGCAGAAGAAAGAGGGGGGUAUCUACACCCUGAGCAUUGACCAGCUGUGCUACACCAUGGUCGCGGUCGAGUUUGAGAUGCUAUCUACCGCAACUGGCGGCGGAAACCGCGGAACAUUGUUUGCUCCAGCGGGUGCGACUCUGGCGGAAGCGGUCGCGACAGCAGGAGGGGGGCCGGCGUCACCUGCUGACGUGUCAAUCAGGAACGGGGUCACAGGAGUCACGGACACCCUACUGGCAGCUGACGGGUCCCGUUUUUUACGGCUGACUUCCGUCUUUCCCGCGUCGUCUAGCAGCGGUAGUAGCAGUAGUAUUAGCAGCGCGUUUGGCGGCCCAGGCGUGUCGCAAGCGCUGUGCGAACUCAAACCCGCGGCGCAGACCAACAAUGUCUCGCAGCAAGCGCAGCAGCAGCAGUCCCCGCGCCAGCUGUCCGUCUCGUUCUUUGCGCGCGCCAGCCUGUGCGCGGAGGGGGGAGGGGGUGCGGACGGGGAGGGGGAGCGGCUGUUGAAGGUGCUGCUGCUGGCAGUUCCGCUCAACGCUUCCGCCGCCGCCGCUGCAGGGGGAGGGGCAGCAGGGGGGGGAGGGGCAGCAGCUGGGGGAGGGGCGGAGGAUGGAGGAGCGGGGGAGCAGGUGUGGGGGGAGUGGAGGGUGGGUGUGCCGCUACCGCUCUCCUUGCUCAGGCGGGCCUGGGGGCCACGGCGGUUCCGGAGCUCUGGGCUGACGAGAGCAGCAGGAGCAGGGGCAGCAGCAGCAGCUGGGCGGAUAGCAGCAGGGGAUGCCGCGCCUGUAUCUCAACGUGAGACAGUAGCAGGGGGGGUUGUGGGAGCAAGGGCGGCAGCAGCCGCGUUCACUGUUGCUGCGAGUACGGGAGCGGGAGCAGGUGCGGGAGCGAAGGUGGGGAUGAAGAGAGAGGGAGUGGCGUUGGAAGCGGGGAGCAGUGCCAUCGACUUUGCGUCUGUCAUGCCCACUCCCGACCCCUCCCCCCUCAAGUCCUUCUCCCACUGGCCGCUCUCCAGCUCCCACCCGCUCCUCACAGCCGGCUCAGCACGUCGCAACCGCUCCUCCCUCUCCCUCACCACGCUCUCCGACCUCAGCGCUGCUGCUCUCGCGUUGCACCCUGCCCCCUUCGCCCUGCUCGCCCCUGCCACGCCCUCCUCCCCCUGCCGCCCCUUCUCCUUCUCCACCUCCUUUGCCUUGCGCAUCUCCUCCCCCAACGCCGCGGGGCUGGGCGGCGAGGGCUUGGCGUUUGUGAUGCUGCCGUCUCCCACGCUCGGCCUUCCGGGGCCAUCCCUGGGCUACGGCCGCCUGCUGCUGCCCCCGGGGAGUACAAUUGGUGCUGAUGAUUCCGGCUCCAUUGGUGCAGUGUCAUCUCAGCAGCACAGGAGCCUGGCAGUGGAGUUCGACACAUCCUCUUCCCCUGAAUUCUUCGACCGCCCCGACCACCACGUGGGGGUGAACCUGCACGGCAGCAUGCUCUCUCUCGCCUCUGCCCCCGUGCACCCCCUCGGCAUUCCGUCCCUCAACGCCGGUCAAACCCUCCUCGCCACCAUCCACUACAACGCCUCCUCCUCCCACCUCACCGUCUGGAUCUCCCCUGCCCCCUCCUCCUCCCGUUCCCCCUCCCCCUCUCGCUUCUCCCCUCGCUUCCCUGAUUUCCCUCGGUUGACCCGCCCUUCCUCCUCCUCCUCCUCCUCCUCCUCCUCCUCCUCCUCCUCCUCCUCCUCCUCCUCCUCCUCCUCCUCCUCCUCCUCCUCCUCCUCCUCCUCCUCCUCUUCUCGCUCCUCCUCCUACUCCGCCCCCCCUCUCCCGCGCUCGGCCGUGCUGAGCACAUUCCUGGACACCUGCGAGUGGCUGGGGGGGAACGACCCGGAGGCAGCAGCCCCUCCCCCGCCGCUGUUUGUGGGAUUCACAGCGGCCACGGGCAAGGGGGCGGAGCAGGCACAGGCGCAUGAGGUGCUAGGGUGGAAGUUUGAAGUAGGGGAGGCCGAGGAUCCGCUUCCGUUUUGGACGGCAGACUCGUUCUCCUUCCCCUACAUCACGCCAGCCACUCCCCUGCUGACACGUGGCAGCACACGGAAGCGUUUCUUCGCCGCAGACCUCUCCGUCGCUGCUGCUGACGUAGGGAGAGGGGAAGUGGGCGAGAUGGGGGGUAGGAAAGAGAGAAGGGCUAGUGAGCCACGUGCCCUGCCUUCCCCCGUCGCCCUCUCCUCCUGGACCUUCCGAUUCACAGGUAGGGAGAAAGGAGGAGGAGGGGAUGAGAAGGCAGUGGGAGGGGGAGAGAAGGGAAGGUGGGGAGAAUUGGAAGGGGCCAAGGAGGGGAAGGAAGAGCACCUGCCCAGUGGGACCCAUCUAGCCCCGUGCCUCACACCCUCUCUCUCCUCACCUCACCCUCUGCCUGCCUCACACCCUUCAUCCCUCCCCAUCAGACACCGACCCCUGCAAGGCCUCUCCAGUGCUUCCCUGUGGCACGGACCCUUUUUCCUCACGUUCCUUUGCUCUCCAUAUCCCCCCUCCCCAUCAGACACCGACCCCUGCAAGGGUUCUCCAGUGCUCCCCUGUGGCAUGGGUGCAUGCACCAAGGCACCUGCCCCGUGGGACCCGUCUGUCCUCCUGCCCUCCUGCAAGUGCCCUUUCAAUCUCCCCUCCUUCCAACCUUCUCAUCUUACCGGCCUGCCCUCCUGCUUCCCUGGUGAGACGUGGAGUGGGGUAGGCAAGGUGUGGAGUGCGGUCGGCAAAAGGUGGAGUGGGGUUGGCAAGAGGUGGAGUGUGGUAGAGACCUUCACGUGUCGCCAGCUCGCCAGCAACCCAUGCGCCCCGGGGGAUGCAUCGACAGCUGCUCACUCACUCACUCCUCUCUCCCCUCUCUGCCCCCCCCUUCCCCCCCAAUUCUCUUUCCCCUCCCCCAUCGUCCCCUCACCAGAGGCCUACACGUGUCGCCAGCUCGCCAGCAACCCAUGUGCCCCGGGGGUGUGCAUUGACGACAUAGACGGCACCUACUCCUGCCUCUGCCCCUCGCCCUACUUCCCCUUCUAUUUCUACCCCAAAGGCUCUGCCCGCUGUUACCAGUGUGCGUAA